AAAGGCGCAGCGCCAUUUUGCGCUUCCUCCCCGCGCGAGGACUUUCUCACAGUCUGCGCUGCCCCUGUGCAGGGGUUAGCAAGUUCGGCUGAGCCGGUCUGUGAAGCGAUCGCCCCUCUCCUGCGCUCCGUCCCUCUCUGCCCUCAGAGGGGAGGAACGGACUGACGGACUCCCGCCGGUCAGUGGGAGAAGCUGCUCGACUGUCAAAACACACAGGAAACAGAAGACGCGCCGGUCGCUGGAGCAGCACGAGCGGCCGGUCUCCGAGGAUCCCUGAUGGAUGCGAGGAAAGCGCACGAGUUCGUACGUUUCAUCUGGCACAACCGCGGAUCCCCGCACUUUCACUGAGGUCCUGCUGUGUGAAUGGGAAGAGGGAAGGGGAGGUGGGGGGCGACUGGUGGGCGCUGCUGACGAAGUUCGGAGCCCCCAGCCAUGACUCCCGAUGACCCCGCCCAGGAGCGACUCAUCCUGUGCAUAACCCUGCCCCUGUCCACCGCCAUCAUCCUGGCCAACCUGCUGAUCAUCCUGGGCAUCGCCAGCAACCGCCAGCUGCACAACACGCCCAACUACUUCUUCCUCAGCCUGCUGGUGGCGGACCUGUGCACGGGCGUGGCCCUGCCCUUCAUCCCCCGCAUGGGCCUCAGCCGCGACCUGGACUUCAGCGCCUGCCUGCUGGUGCACAUCUUCCCCAACUUCCUCUUCCUGUCCUACCUCUUCAACCUGGUGAUGGUGCACUACGAGCGCUACCUGUGCAUCGCCAGCCCGCUGCACCACAGCCAGUUCUGGGUCCACCGCUGCUUCCCCCUGGCGCUGCUCACCGUGUGGGCCCCACCCCUCCUCUACGCCUCCCUGCCCGCCUUUGGCUGGAACAACUGGGUCUCCGCCUCCAACGCCACCUCCAGCGCUGGGGGCGGGAACGGCUCCGCCCCCUCCGGCCUGGGCGAGGAGGGCUGCUCGUACAGGCUGGUCUUCCCCAACACAUUCAUCUACCUGGAGGUGUACGGGCUCCUGCUCCCCGCCAUCCUGUCCAUCGUGGGCAUGACGGGGCGGGUCCUGUGGAUCGCCCGGCGGCAGGUGCGCGACCUGUGCAAGCUGCGGCGCUCGGUGGAGCGGGCGCAGGCGGUCACGGCCGAGCACAGGCUCAACCUGCGCUACGCCAAGUGCGUGGCGGCCGUCUCGCUGGUGUUCGUGGCCUGCUGGGUGCCCUACAUCGUCUACGUGCACGUGUCCGUGGGCCUGCUGCGGCGGGGCGGGGCCGGGGGCGGGCCGGGGGGUGGGGCCUCCAGCACACACAUCGUCCUGUCCUGCACGGGCAUCGGCAGCAUGGCCAUCAUCCCCGUGGUCCUGGGCCUGGCCAACCGGCAGUACACCGACCCGGCCCGCAGGCUGCUGCACACCCUCAGGGCCCGCUGGAGGCGGAGGGAGCCAGGCGACAUCGCGCUCUGACCCCCCCCCCCCCCCCCAGCAGACCCCAACCCUUACGGGACCACCCCCCUGUGGGGCCCGGCCGGCCUUGUUUGAGCCGCUCCAUUUCCCCCCCGCUCCCUCGUGGGCCCAGGAGGAACCCCAGUGCCAAAGACCCGUCCAACGGUUGCUGCCUGUGUUGGUUCCGUUUGGUUUUUACACCUUUCUUCCCUGGCAACAUGGCAACAUUUGUGAACCAUCAUCAUGGAUUGGUUCAGUAUUGUAAACCAUCGUCAUGGAUUGGUUCGGUAUGAAACUACUUGGAUUUCUUUUUUUCACGAAUCCAAGAAAUUAUGUUUAGGAUGCAUCACACACACGUUUUAGGACUUGUUUAAGUGACAGUAUUUAUAACAAGGGCGGAAAACCUUCCUGGAGGGUCGGCAUGGACACUGACCGAUCAUUCUGGCCUUCGUUUGCAAUGGCUCUGUCCUCUGAUGCGGUUUCUCUCCAAUAUCGGAUGACAGUAAAACAUUUUCACUACGGAUACACGUUUAAGUCUGCAGCUGCAGCCCAGUUUAAUGGAAAAUGUCUGGCCUAAUGGAUGAUUGAGCCAAUUAAAUAGAACAGAAGUGGGCGUGUAAGGCCUUAUUUUGCACCCCUGAUUUAUGUCUUUGACAUAAAUUGCAAGGCAUUACAAUGCAACUAUCAGCCCUCUGGUUUUGAAAACUGAAAAAAUUAUUUUUUUUGUGGAUGAUAUCUGAAAUGGUAAAUAAAUUUUUAAAAUGUUGCAAUGGAAAUAGUCACACUGGCAACUGUGGUGAAUCAUGGUCCUGAAGUAAUAAAAUAUAAUUAUUCAGAUUUUUAUUCGGUCCAAUUUCUCACGACCUUCCCCCUCUUCUGAUAAGCGGAACUGAAAGAGUCGCUGCGGACGAAGAGUGAGUCAGUUAGCCUAUAUUCAGAGUUUGGGAGGAUGGUGGUUUUCACAAUAACCCAUGUGGACCAAGGAUGACCUUUCAGAUGUGGUAAAACAGCCCACUUCCUGUUCAUUCUUUCACAGCCAUUAUGCGCAACGUCUUUACGUUUGGCCUGGCAUAAACACAAGAGAAACUGGCCACUUGGGUCCAGUUAAAAUGGCAGACGUUCUCGACUCGACGGACGUCACCGCUUCCUGUUUACAGAGCGUGAGUGACGUCCAUUUGACACUCACAUCCGACACUCACAUGGUAAAAAACGUGGGGACAGAAUAAGGGACGUUAUUUUACCUUAUGGCAACGUGCUGGCAAACUCAAUGUUUAAAGGUGGAUGGCAGUACCUGAAUGAACACCUCAAAAUGAUAAUGUGAAGAGAACUGCACUCAUAGGUGGUGGUGGUGGGGGUUGUGGAAAGGAAAUUUCUACAAGCACUGCUGUGCAGUUUGCACAUGUUGUGCUUACAGAACUGAUUAAUAUAUGCGACCGCUAAAGAGAAAGUUCUCGCAUGACCAAAUGUUCCAUAAAAUGCAUUCCUGUAUAUCCUCCUAACAACCAGCAAUGCAUCUGUGUCCCCUGUAAGGGACAUGUGUUCCAUCUCUAUAUUCUACUGUGCUGAAACAUACACUACAAUGAACAUCCAUAGACUCACCAAAAUUCUUAAGGCAUGCUGUGCUGAUGAGAGUAUACAUUUCUAGACAAUCAAAUGUUUCUUGCUGUUUGGCUUAUUGUUUUUUUACCAACAGUGACAAAAUACGAAGAUUUACAAAUUGCAUCAUAAAACGGCACUAAUCCGGCGGCUGUGAGCCGAGCCAGCGACGCGUAACGGCAGGAGCUGUCGCGACACGCAAACACGGGCUCGUUAUCGCUAUCGUAGGCCUUGCACGGGAGUGCUUGUGAAAGAGAGGUCUGGAUACAUUCUCAGAUGUCUCGCCGAACGUCAGCAUGCGGUUUCAGCAGCUUCAUCAUCGGUGGACUUUUUCCCUUCAGCCAGUAAAGUUCUGCUAUUUUCACUGCUUAUCAAGAACACCUAAAAAUAAAUGUCCCCCUGUUGCCACAUUUAACUUAUCUGAGAAUCUGGUUUUCAUUCUGGCUAGUGGCCAUGGAACACGAUUAAAACCAAUCCUAUUGACAGGUGAUUUAAAACAGUCUUAAAAACCUCCAUGGGUCUUGAUGGUAUCACUUAGGCCUAUAUUUGACUUCCCUGGGGCAAAUUUGUCAAACCAUAAGCCAAUAUGGCACAAUCCAUUUUUUCCAAUACUAAAAAUGUAAUGCCACAAACUUUCCGCUACUUGACCUAGAUUAUUUUUGGUUUUACACAUUUACAGUACAAGGUUGCUCGUGAGGGUAAAAUUUUAAAGUUGAUCUACAGCAUGAAAACACAAUUUUCUAAGCCUCUUAUUUCCAAAAUGAGCUAGCUCUAAUUUCCUUUAGGUUUGAUUAAAGCCAUUCAAAACAGAAUAACCAGUGUUGUCUUCUUUGCUUUGGUUACCUGUUAGAGCUAUGUUUGCAUUUUAGGGAAGUUUGCAGAGGAUCAGUAGCCUACAGACCAAAGUAGUGAGACCAGAAAAGAUUACUAGAUCAGAAAGUUUUCAGUGUGUAAAACAAAGCAGUGUAUCAAAAUAUCAAAACUUUUUUUUUUUUUAAUCAUACACUUCCUUUACCUUUGCACAAUACAGUACACAACAAAUGCAUAUACACAUAUUUAAAGAACAUUUUAAAGUAUUACUGGAUUGUAGGAUUUCGCUACUCAUUAGUAGCCUAAAGGGUAUUUUGGUGGUCACUCAAAAGUGCUCAAGUGACCGAGGUUUCUCCUUGGUAGCCUAAACCAUGGCAUAACCUGCAACCGUUGUUUUCUCUUUUAUAAAUUUAUCUUUAAUGCCUAAUUUAAUUUAAUUGCUGUAUUUUUUCCUGAUGUAAUUGUUUUCUGAUUUUUGAAGCCCUUGACACCUCGUUUGAAGACAGCUAUAGAAAUAAAAUGUAUUGGAAUA
Messenger RNA from Anguilla rostrata (American eel), 4363 nucleotides. RefSeq names its product G-protein coupled bile acid receptor 1-like. Gene Ontology annotation, molecular function: G protein-coupled receptor activity. Bases 433 to 1446 code for a protein of 337 amino acids. Gene Ontology annotation, biological process: G protein-coupled receptor signaling pathway. The transcript has 2 exons. NCBI's taxonomy places the organism in Eukaryota, Metazoa, Chordata, Actinopteri, Anguilliformes, Anguillidae. The record is from RefSeq and is a predicted model, not a curated record. Gene Ontology annotation, cellular component: membrane.